This is a messenger RNA of Vigna umbellata (rice bean), 2012 nucleotides long. The record is from RefSeq and is a predicted model, not a curated record. Lineage: Eukaryota; Viridiplantae; Streptophyta; Magnoliopsida; Fabales; Fabaceae.
UGAUACACCAUUUCUUCCUCGUCUUCUUCUUCAUCACUUCUUCUCCAUCUUCAUCAUAUCAAAUCAAAGUCAAACAUAAACAGAGACAUAAUUCAACUUCCCUCAAACAAGCUCCCUCUUCAACCCUUUCUUCUUCUUCACUCUUUCUCAGACAAAGUUCCCUUCUUUUCUCCCUUCUAUCAAUAACAAUUACCCCACUUUCACUUACCCCACAAUCCUGCUAUCUCAAAUCAACCCUCUUUCUUUCUCUUUCUCUCUCUACAACACAAGCAAACAAAACACCAUUCAUUAUGUGCAACCCGCCAACACCAUGUAUUUAACCAUUCUUCUUCACAACUUCUGACACAAACAACUCUCUCCUUCUGUCCUUUCUCUUCUUUUCUCUGCUCUCAAAUUACCAGAUCCUCUCCCAUUUCAACUUUUCUCUGUUCAACACCCUUUCUCCAAAUCCAACAAUACUAAAAAGAUUCUCUUCACUCCAUAAUUCGCACCCAAUCUUCUGACUCUUCCUUAUUUUCGCUGCUCACCUAUUCCUACUUCCCAAGUUCCUAUCUUUUCCGCACCCGAUAAUCGAAAACCCCGAGAAUCACCUUCUGCCCCAUCUGGGUGCAUCUCAUUGUUCAAUUUUUACACCCCUCUCUCUCUGGGUUCUUCGUCUUCUUAUUCUGGGGAUCCGUGAGAGAGGGAAAUGUGGGAUGUUUUCGUGGCUGGCAAGGAUAGUGUCGGCAUGCUUGAGACCGGUGAGGCGAUAUGCGCGUAUGAGCAAGGAUGACUUCGACGACGCCGCCGCCGCCAGCGACGUGCUCGUGUGGCACCGCGAUCUCGAGAAGCACUCCUGCGGCGAGUUCUCCUUCGCCGUCGUGCAGGCUAACGAAGUGAUCGAGGAUCAAAGCCAGGUGGAGACCGGCGCCGACGCCGUCUUCGUCGGCGUCUAUGACGGACACGGCGGAGCCGAAGCCUCGCGCUUCAUCAACGAUCACCUAUUCCUUAAUCUCAUGAGGGUUGCUCAAGAAAAUGGUUCUAUCACCGAAGAUAUUAUCAGGAAUGCUGUUUCUGCUACUGAGGAUGGGUUUCUGACUCUUGUUCGAAGGAGUUAUGGAAUAAAGCCAUUGAUAGCAGCAAUGGGUUCCUGUUGCCUGGUUGGUGUUGUCUGGAAAGGAACACUAUAUAUUGCGAAUCUCGGAGACUCUCGAGCUGUGAUUGGUUCUGUAGGUAGAUCAAACAAGAUCAUCGCUGAACAGUUGACCAAAGAGCACAAUGCAAGCAAGGAGGAGGUUAGACGAGAACUCAGGUCUUUGCAUCCAGAAGAUUCACAAAUUGUAGUUAUGAAGCAAGGAACGUGGCGCAUUAAAGGCAUCAUCCAGGUAUCCAGAUCUAUAGGAGAUGCAUAUUUGAAGCGGCCGGAGUUCUCGUUCGAUCCGUCAUUCCCACGGUUCCAUCUGCCUGAACCUAUCCGCCGCCCUGUGCUAACUGCAGAACCAUCCAUAUGUUCAAGAGUUUUACGACCUAAUGAUAAGUUCGUUAUCUUUGCAUCUGAUGGACUCUGGGAGCACUUGACAAACCAGGAAGCUGCUGAGAUCGUUCAUAACAAUCCACGAACAGGGAUUGCAAGAAGACUUCUUAUGGCAGCUUUGAAUGAAGCAGCUAGGAAAAGGGAAAUGAGAUAUAAAGACCUCCAGAAGAUUGGAAAGGGGAUUAGACGUUUCUUCCAUGAUGAUAUCACAGUGGUGGUUGUCUUCAUUGACCAUGAAAUGGGUGGCAAGAAGGUUACAGUUCCUGAGUUGUCCAUCAAAGGGUUUAUUGACACAGUUGGACCAUCAAAUUUUAGAAAUUUGCGGGGUUUGGAAUGAUCACAACAUUGUCAUUAGACAUUUUUGCAGCAUCUAAUUGUUGUUUAUCUUCAAUAUUUAUUCUCACUUAACUUCUACGUUUUAAACUAUACUUUGUCUAUUGGAAACAUGUUUGCUGGUGAUAAAUUAGGGAAACCAUGCUUCUCUCAUGCUUUUUUUCUU